CCAUUCAGCCAGACAGCGCCAUGGCAUGUCAACGACCUCUCCUGCUCUUGCUCUUUGUCAUGCUAGUAGUCAGCACCCACCUGUCGAGAGCUCAGCACUGGUCCCACGGCUGGUAUCCUGGAGGGAAAAGAGAACUAGAUUUGUCCCAGACUCCAGAGGCUUCAGAAGAAAUCAAACUCUGUGAUGGGGAAGAGUGUGCUUAUCUGAGAAGUCCAAGGAAAACCAUUGUGAACACUCUGCUGGCUGACCUGCUGGCGAGACAACAACAGAAGAAGAAGUGAGCCUUUCCACAGACUUUCCGAAAUGCUUGCCAGCCCCACUGGCUUUUCAGUCACUUCCUUUGCAACAUGAUGGUGUGUCUAUAGAUUCCAUGUAUCUGACCGUUAAAGAAUUCUUAUGAACAUCUUGGCUGACUGCACUCGAAUGCUGGGAACGUGGAUAGUGCUGUAAUGCUUGAGAAAUGCCCCCGACCCAUCACCCAACCAGAACGAGGCCCUGUUUGGAGUUCUUUACGCACUUGUGUAACUCCACCAUGUUGAAUAAAAUACU
Messenger RNA from Malaclemys terrapin pileata, 549 nucleotides. RefSeq names its product progonadoliberin-2. The record is from RefSeq and is a predicted model, not a curated record. The transcript has 3 exons. Lineage: Eukaryota; Metazoa; Chordata; Testudines; Emydidae. Gene Ontology annotation, cellular component: extracellular region. The coding region runs from base 21 to 281 and encodes 86 amino acids. Gene Ontology annotation, biological process: multicellular organism development. Gene Ontology annotation, molecular function: hormone activity.